This is a messenger RNA of Raphanus sativus (radish), 4318 nucleotides long. Its product is annotated as probable serine/threonine protein kinase IREH1. The transcript has 17 exons. The record is from RefSeq and is a predicted model, not a curated record. NCBI's taxonomy places the organism in Eukaryota, Viridiplantae, Streptophyta, Magnoliopsida, Brassicales, Brassicaceae. The coding region runs from base 254 to 4159 and encodes 1301 amino acids. Gene Ontology annotation, molecular function: protein serine/threonine kinase activity; ATP binding. Gene Ontology annotation, biological process: peptidyl-serine phosphorylation; intracellular signal transduction.
AAAAAAGAAAAGAAACAUUUGUGACUCAAAUCUACGGUUUCCACUACAGUCACGCCUUCCUUCCUCCUUCUUCCUCGUCGCUUCCGCACCUCUGAACCUCUCUUAGAUCUCCACACAAUCAAAUCCUAGAGAGAGAGAGAUAGAGUUCCUUUUCGAAGCUUUAAGAGUGUGUAAAAUAAAAUGACAACUAGCUAUUGAGUUGGAUCCUAGUUAGUUUUCGUGAUUAGGUUUUUUGAAAUCGACUGAAAGAAAAAUGGUAUUCAAGAACAAGCUCUUCUUCUCAUCAAAAAAAUCCGGAUCCUCGAGCCCCGAUAGCUCCAACAGUCCCAGAUCCGUCGGCUCCAACUCCCCCAACCGAUCGGACAAGAAGAAGUCGAAAUCCGCCUCCAAGGAUGAAUCAUCAUCCCCGAUCCCUAGCCCGAGCUCCCUCGGCGGUUUCGGUUGCAAGCAGGCUUCGUCGUCGGUUAAAGACGGUUUGAAGAAGAAUAAAGGAAAAGAAGUUCCGUCUCCUCAAGCUCCUCAAGCUCCUCACUCUAUCGGCAAAUCGAACUUGUCUCCCAGCUCCGAGGCGAAGAAGAGCAGCAGCAGCGAGCGAGGAGGACCGGCGUUUGUUUCUCCGAUCAUGGCGUCGUCUCUGGGAUUGAACCGGAUCAAGACGAGAUCCGGACCUUUGCCUCGGGAGAGUGUUUUCAAUUUCCGGAACGAUGGAGAGACUCCGCCUCUGCUGUGUACCAGCAAGUUGUCGAAGAUGGUUACUGAUGGUGGUGGUUCGGGUUCUGGUUCUGGUUCGGGUUCGGGAUCAGGUUCGUCUGGAUUUGGUAGUGGAGAUAAGAAGAAGGAAGCUGGGAGUGUAAUGCUGAGGUUUGAAGAGAACAUGAGCCGCGCUCAAAACAGUGGUCGUGAUAGUAGUAUGUCUCCUGAUACUGGAGUACCGCCGAAGAGCCUCAGCCCUACGUUGCCGCCGACUUCUGGAUCUCGAUUGCAGAAUGCUUCUGCAUCCUCAUCUGGAGCUGGCCGCUCUGGACCUUUAAAAAGUUCAGACUUCUGCACCCCAGAGAAUUCGUAUGAGUGGGAAAAUCCAAAAGAGUCAGAAUCACCGCGUUAUCAAGCCUUACUUCGUAUGACAAGUGCUCCUCGGAAAAGGUUUCCUGGUGACAUCAAAAGCUUUUCUCAUGAGCUUAACUCUAAAGGUGUACGGCCCUUUCCGUUGUGGAAGCCUCGUAGGUCCAACAAUGUCGAGGAAAUACUGGUUCUGAUUCGGGCAAAAUUUGAUAAAGCAAAGGAAGAAGUAAACUCUGACCUUAAAGUAUUUGCUGCCGACCUGGUGGGAAUUCUUGAGAAAAAUGCAGAAAGCCAUCCUGAGUGGGAGGAAACAUUUGAAGACUUAUUAAUUUUGGCUCGCAGUUGUGCUAUGACUACUCCUGGAGAUUUCUGGCUUCAGUGUGAAGGCAUAGUUCAAGAUUUAGAUGAUAGACGUCAAGAGCUUCCUCCUGGCGUUCUCAAACAGCUUCAUACACGGAUGCUUUUUAUACUUACCAGAUGUACGAGAUUGCUACAGUUUCACAAGGAAAGUUGGGGAGAAGAGGAACAAGUUGUGCAGCUACGUCAGUCCAGAGUUUUGCAUUCUCUCGAAAAAAUACCUCCCAGUGGAGCGGGAAGGAGUGCAAGUGCUGCAAAGGUCUUAAAGAUACCACCAUCCACCAAGAAAGCUUAUAGUCAGGAGCAGCGUGGUUUGCAGUGGAAGGAGGACGUUGUUGUACGCUCAGUUCCUCCCCUAUCUCCUUCUGAAAAUGAUGUUCUUAAAGAAUCUGACUCUCCUGCAAACAUUGAUAGAAUGUCUUCGUGGAAGAAGCUUCCAUCUCCAGUACUGAAAACUGUGAAAGAAGCGCCAGCCUUGGAAGAGCAGAAUCAUAACAAAGUUGAACCUCCAAAUCUGGUUAAGAAUCGACAUGCGGCUGUCUCUACUCUCAGCGGCCCUCCCGCAAAAGAUUCUCAUGAACAUUCCCCCAAGCAUCGGCACAAUGUAUCUUGGGGUUACUGGGGGGAACAGCCACUUGUUUCGGAAGAAAGUUCAAUAAUGUGCCGUAUCUGUGAGGAGGAGGUUCCCACUACACAUGUUGAAGAUCACUCUAGAAUUUGUACAUUAGCUGAUAAAUAUGACCAGAAAGGAUUGAGUGUUGAUGAGCGGCUAAUGGCAGUUGCUGGAACUCUAGACAAGAUAGCAGAGACCUUCAGGCAUAAGGAUAGCCUAGCAGCUGGAGAAAGCCCAGAUGGUAUGAAAGUAUCCAAUUCAAAUUUGACUCAAGAGUGUGAUGUUCUCUCGCCAAGGUUGAGUGAUUGGUCGCGGAGAGGGUCUGAAGACAUGCUUGACUGUCUCCCAGAGACGGAUAAUUCAGUUUUUAUGGAUGAUCUAAGAGGUCUACCCUUAAUGUCAUGUAAAACACGUUUUGGUUCCAAGUCUGAUCAAGGCAUGACAACUUCAUCUGCCAGUAGCAUGACGCCUAGAUCUCCAAUUCCGACCCCUAGACCUGAUCCAAUUGAAAUGAUUCUAGGAGGCAAGGGUACUUUCCAUGAUCACGAUGAAUAUCCACAGAUGAGCGAACUUGCUGACAUUGCAAAAUGUGCAGCAGAUGCCAUUCCGGGGGAUGAACAAUCUAUUCCAUUUUUACUUUCUUGUCUUGGAGAUCUGAGGGUUGUCAUAGACCGCAGUAAGUUUGAUGCACUUACCGUAGAAACUUUUGGGACUCGCAUAGAAAAGUUAAUCCGGGAGAAAUAUCUGCAGAUCUGUGAGCUUCUGGAUGAUGAAAAAGUUGACUUAUCAAGCACUGUAAUUGAUGAAGAUGCUCCUUUAGAAGAUGAUGUUGUUCGAGGCUUGAGGACCAGUCCAGUACACCCGCGCGACCGCACGUCCAUAGAUGAUUUUGAGAUCAUAAAACCAAUAAGUCGGGGAGCAUUUGGGAGAGUUUUUUUGGCUAAAAAGAGAACAACAGGAGAUCUAUUUGCAAUCAAGGUUCUGAAAAAGGCAGAUAUGAUCCGCAAGAAUGCUGUUGAAAGUAUACUAGCCGAACGUGAUAUUUUGAUCAAUGUCCGCAAUCCCUUUGUGGUACGUUUCUUCUAUUCUUUCACAUGUCGUGACAACCUAUAUCUGGUGAUGGAGUAUUUGAAUGGAGGGGACCUGUAUUCGUUAUUGAGAAAUUUGGGUUGCUUAGAGGAAGAUAUUGUCCGUGUGUAUAUUGCCGAAGUUGUCCUUGCUUUGGAAUAUCUGCAUUCUGAGGGUGUUGUUCAUCGUGAUUUGAAGCCUGAUAAUUUGUUGAUUGCGCAUGAUGGUCAUAUCAAGUUGACAGAUUUUGGGCUCUCCAAAGUUGGUCUCAUCAACAGCACAGAUGAUCUGUCUGGUCCUGGGAUAUCUCUGCUUGAUGAGGAGGAAUCACGAUUACCAACAUCCGAGCAUCAGCUUGAAAGGCGCAAGAAACGGUCUGCUGUGGGUACUCCUGACUACUUAGCGCCAGAAAUUCUUUUAGGGACAGGACAUGCUGCAACUGCGGAUUGGUGGUCUGUUGGAAUCAUUCUGUUUGAACUCAUUGUGGGAAUUCCACCUUUCAAUGCUGAGCAACCUCAGCAAAUAUUUGACAAUAUUCUCAAUCGUAAUAUACCAUGGCCUCAUGUCCCGGAAGAAAUGAGUGCUGAAGCCCACGAUAUUAUAGACCGAUUUUUAACAGAAGAUCCUCAUCUGAGACUUGGAGCUAGAGGGGCUGCUGAGGUCAAGCAGCACAUCUUCUUUAAAGACAUCAAUUGGGAUACACUAGCGAGGCAAAAGGCUGCAUUUGUUCCAGCUUCAGAGAGUGCAAUCGACACUAGUUACUUCAGAAGUCGCUACUCGUGGAACACAUCGGAUGAGCAAUUUUUCCCAUCAGGCGAGGUUCAAGAUUAUAGUGAUGCUGAUAGCUUGAGUGGCAGCAGUGGUUGCUCGAGCAAUGGUCAUGAGGAGGGAGAGGUCGAAGAAAGCGACGGACAAGCAGAGUCCGAGUCUGGCGUACCUGUAGAUUACUCUUUCAGUAAUUUCUCGUUUAAGAACCUGUCGCAGUUGGCAUCAAUCAACUACGAUCUUCUAUCUAAAGGCUGGAAAGAUGAGCCACAACCAAACUCGCAUCCCAAGUAAUAAUAUGCUUAUUACAGUUUGGCCAAAGCCAAAGCCUUUUUAAAUCCAAACCAAAUGUGCAUGAAAAUGCAAAACUGAGGUGUAUAUUUAUCACAGAGAAGAUCAAAUAUUAUUUUGACAAAAAAAAAAUCAAUAUAUAUGAUGACAAUUAAAAGCCUA